Messenger RNA from Sus scrofa (pig), 1868 nucleotides. The record is from RefSeq and is a predicted model, not a curated record. NCBI's taxonomy places the organism in Eukaryota, Metazoa, Chordata, Mammalia, Artiodactyla, Suidae.
GCGCGGGAGCCCGGCCUCUUGCGGAGUGGCAACGGGAGACCGGAAGUCCCGCCCCGGAAGGAGUAGUGGGGAGACGGCGGAAGUGGAACGUGCCCCGCAGCCCUGGGCUGUGCUGUCUGCCUUGCCGGGCUUACCACCCCGUUUUCAAGCUGGCUUCUUCACGCCUCCUCCCGGUGUCCGCCACCCCUGUGACUGCGACGUCCUCCUCCUCCGAGUGCUGGGCGGCCAGCAGUCGCGUCCGGCUGUUGCAGGCGGUGGACACAGAGUACACCGCGGACUCGGUGGAGUGGUGCCCGCUGGAAGGCUGCAGGCACUUGCUAGUGUGCGGCACCUACCAGCUGCAGAAGCCGGACGACCAGCCUGCUGACCCGGUGAGCAAGAGUGGACUGGAUGUUGACGAGCCUCAGAUCCGUUUAGGUCGUCUCUACCUGUAUAGCUUCAAUGAGGACAGCUCUGCUUGCCCGCUGGUUGAGGUCCAGAGAAGAGAUACUGAUGCCAUCCUGGACAUGAAAUGGUGUCACAGUCAGGUGGCUGGCCACGCCCUCUUGGGCGUGGCAGAUGCUGGCGGGUCCAUAGAACUGCUCGCUUGGUGCAAUCCGAGAACACUUUCCUCCUCCAGCUGUUCUCCCGCUUUGCCCUGGAGAAGCAGUGUCUGGCCCUGUCCUUGGACUGGUCCACUGGGAAAGCUGGAAGGAGAGAAUGAAAGCCGCCUUGUGUGGCCUGGGAAUAUCGCUGCCAGUCCCCUUCUAGAAAGAAAGUGGGGAAGCCCUUGCUGUGGCGCAACAGGAUCCCCUGCGUCGUGGGAGCCGCUGGGACGCAGUGGGGCCAGUGACCAGCCCUUGAAAAUCAUCAGCAGCGACUCCAGCGGACGGCUGCACCUCUUGCAGGUGAGCGAGGCCGGGCCAGGACUGCAGCAUGUGGCCACGUGGCAGGCCCAUCACUUUGAGGCCUGGAUUGCUGCUUUCAAUUACUGGCAGACGGAGACCGUGUAUUCAGGUGGGGACGAUGGCCUUCUGAGAGGCUGGGACACCAGGCUGCCCAGCACCCCCGUGUUCACGAGCAGGAGACACUCCAUGGGCGUGUGCAGCAUCCGUAGCCCCCAUCGGGAGAACAUCCUGGCCACGGGGAGCUAUGACGAGCACGUUCUACUUUGGGACACUCGGAGCAUGAAGGAGCCGUUCACAGACGUGCCUGUGCAGGGCGGGGUGUGGAGGCUCAAGUGGCACCCUUUCCACCACCACCUGCUCCUGGCUGCGUGUAUGCACAGUGGCUUUAAGAUCCUCAACUGCCAAAAGGCAAUAGAGGAGAAGCGGGAGGCCUGUACAGUCUCUCUGUCCCACACCCUGCCCAACUCGCUGCUGUAUGGGGUCGACUGGGCCUGGCUCCACUUCCACCGUCUCCCACAGACCCCGCCGUCAUUCAGCAAAGGGUCCCUUCCCUGCAGGGACCCAGGAGCCAAAACAGCAGAUCCGGUCUGUACCCUGAAGGCUGAGGGCCAGCCGCCAGCACCCUCUUUGGAUCAUUUAGUGGCCAGUGACGGAGAGGGUGGCACCAAGCUCCAGAGUGGAGACGAGCUGAAGGCUCCUCUCCAGCUGCUCACAGCUGUGGCGAAGAACGGCGGCCGGCCGCUCCCCUCGCGGAUCGAGGCCUGUGGCUGUGACCACCCCCCGGAGGCAGCCGGCUCUGACAUCAGCCUGCUAGCCACUUGCUCCUUCUAUGAUCACUGUCUCCGCUUCUGGCAGUGGGAGAACAGUUGAGCUUGGGAGGAAGUUGCUUGGUUUGAGAUCAAAAGAUCAUUUCCACAAACAAAGCCAAGAGCACAGCCUCACCUCUCCUGAGAAUAAAGUGUCCCCAGACCAUCUCACUGA